Messenger RNA from Rangifer tarandus platyrhynchus (Svalbard reindeer), 402 nucleotides. The record is from the annotation of a GenBank genome assembly. Lineage: Eukaryota; Metazoa; Chordata; Mammalia; Artiodactyla; Cervidae.
AUGGCAGGCACCCCCACUGCGGUCAGGAUUGCCUGGGUGGAGGGAACCCGGAGUCGGGGAGGGAGAGAGGUGUGCAGGGAACUGCGGUCACGGGCCGUUGUGCUCACAGAUGCCACCUCUGCAGGCGCCACUGCAGAUGCAGGGCUGCGGGUCCCAAGUCCCACUGCUGCUGCUGCCGCCGCCCCUGUGGUCGCGCGCUGCUGCAAGCAGGAAGCUGCCGUCGCCUGCACGGCUUCCCUGUUGCCCCUGGGUUUUCUUGGACUGCACGUUGACCUGAUGUGGCAGGGAAUCCAAGGUUUCGGGCCCCACUUCUACAUUUCCCCGGGUUCUGCCUCUCCAUGUGUUCAGUCCACCCACGGCUUGAUAUACAGAUGUACGGAACUCACCGAUGUCCUGGUAUGA